Molecule: messenger RNA, 1578 nt
Organism: Pelodiscus sinensis (Chinese soft-shelled turtle)
Lineage: Eukaryota; Metazoa; Chordata; Testudines; Trionychidae
Source: RefSeq, a predicted model, not a curated record
AUGAGGUUCCUAGAUCAAUGGAGGAUUGUGACUGGCAUCUCAGAGCUCUCCCACUUCUCCGACUUAGUGCAGAUCCGCUCAGUGCACAGGGCUGUCUUGCACCAGGAGUACAAUCCACACACGAAGACAAAUGACAUCGCUCUCAUCCAGCUUGACCGCCCUGUGGCCUUUGAUGACCUCACACAGCCAGCCUGCUUGCCCAGCACCCGAAUGGCUGUCACCACCUUCUCCCCAUGCUACAUCAGCGGUUGGGGCACCACCACCCACAACAACGAAGACACAGCUGACAUCCUGCAGGAGGCCAAGGUGCAGCUCAUUGACACCACCACCUGCAACAGCAGCAGCUGGUACAAUGGGGCCAUCGCCAGCAACAACCUGUGUGCAGGGUAUGAGCAAGGAGGCACCGACAGCUGCCAGGGGGACAGUGGGGGACCCUUAAUGUGCAAAGAUGCGGUCACAGCCCGGUAUUAUGUGAUUGGCAUCACCAGCUGGGGACAAGCCUGUGCCCAGCCCUACAAGCGGGGCCGAUACAUCUCUACCCAGCCCUUUCUGGAGUGGAUCCUGGAGAUCACAGGGAUCCUGGAGCCCGAGCAGAAGGCAAUGCCUGAGGAGAUACUGCCACCACAGAUCACUUCCCUCCAGCCUCCUGCGGAUGCCACCAAGCUUGCACCUCUCCUUCUCCCUGUCCUGCAAGAGUCAGUCCCCCCCCUGGAGCCACCAUACGUCCCUCCCGAGCCAGUCCCUUCCCUGGAGCCGCCCUACAUACCCCCAGAGCCAGUCCCUUCCCUGGAGCCGCCCUAUAUCUCACCAAAGCCAGUCAUUCUCCCUGAACCGGUCACCCCACACAGACCAUUCGUCACCCACAAAGCCAUUUAUCCCCCACAAAUUAAUCCCUCCAGGCCAGUAAUUGUCCUGAAAUUACUGAUCCCCCCAAAGAUAUACCCCCAUAGUCAUCACAAAGCGAGUAGCCCGCCCAUGUCACUCAGCAGCCCCUCCCGACCAGCUGUCUCCGCCUUGUCUGCACCCCAGAAGUCUGGAGCCCAUCAGGAUUAUAAGAGAGACUGAGGCAAACUGGGAAGAACAGUCUUGACUCAACCUACUGGGGGAAUGCAGAGCCUGACGGGGAUCAGCAGCACCUGCUGCCCUGAGGGACGGUGAGCGAGUGACCCGGCCCACGUGCGCAUUACACGUGUUAAGUUUCCCUCUUUGGUGCCCUUCUCGUCUGUUUGCAAGGCACCCGUGUCUCUGCCCCUCCUCAGGAGCUGAAGCUCAGCGCUGCUCAGGCAACCAAGGUACCAGGCUCAUGUCCCACACAGAGGGGCCUAUCUGGAUCUUCACCCAUCCUGCUCUGCUUGCAUCUUUCUAAAAUUAUCUGCAACCAUAGCUGACAGAUUUGCAGAGAUUGAGAGGACAAUGGUGGUGAGGAUGGCACAUAGAGCUGGCCUGCUGUCCCGAGGGUCCCUUCCAGCCCAUGGAGUCCUGUGGCCACAGGGCCUGCAGGCAGGAGAGAUGGGGAGAGGAGAGACGCUAGAGCCUCCCUUCAGUGUUCCAGUGGGGAACAGGCACACAUAGGCUACG